CGUCAGUCUGCUUCCUAAACUGUGAGGAUGAGGUGGUGUCGCGCUCUUUAAAGACUGAUAUGUAAAUAAAGUGGAAAAAAAGUUCAGGAUGGAAAGCAACAGUCUUUGCAACAGCCUACUGAAAUGGCUGGAGACGUUCCCGGGUCGUGAGGGAACCUCUGUGCCUCAGCUGACCGAUGGCGUCGUCAUGGCAACCGUCCUUCACCAGAUCGCACCCGAGUAUUUCUCCCAGUUCUGGUUGGCGAAGAUUAAGGAGGACGUCGGGGACAAUUGGCGCCUUAAGGUGUCCAACUUGAGGAAGGUGCUGCAGGGCAUCGUGGAUUACUUCCAGGAGCAGCUCAACCAGAACAUCAAGCACUUCCCGCUCCCGGACCUCAACAAAAUAGGCGAACACAACGAUGAAGUGGAGCUCGGGAGGAUGUUGCAGCUGAUCCUUGGCUGCGCCGUCAACUGCGAGAGCAAACAACUGUACAUCGAGGCCAUCAUGAACAUGGAGGAGCGCGUGCAGAAGGUGAUCAUGGAGGCCAUCCAGGAGCUGAUGCUGAGGGAGAGCUCCCCGGGAAUCCUCGGCCACGACGGCGACCCGCGGACGGAACUCGGGCCCGCGUCCUUCCACCCGCACAUCAAGACAGUCCUGGAGCAGCUGGAGGCCGCCACACAGACCAAGGACGAGAUGAUGCAGAGGUGCCUCGAGCUGGAGCAGCAGCUUUCUGUAUUGAAUGAAGAGAAGAGCGCGUUAUCAGCUGAGAACGAGAAACUGUUAAAUCGACUCGAUGCCCUAGAGACGGGAGGGGACUUGGGCACUUCGACCCUGCGCUACAAGGACCUCAAGAAGCAGAUCGACGGGCUCCAGGAUGAGCUCUAUAAACUGGAGACAUCCCGAGACGAAUACCGAACAAAAGCCGAUGUCCUGGAGAGAGAGAACCAGGAGAUCCAGACACGAAAUGAGGAGCUGCAACAACUGGCAGAUGAAGCAAGAUCACUCAAGGAUGAAGUUGAUGCUCUAAGAGAGAUGAGUGAGCGUGCAGUAGUCUAUGAGGGCACAAUGGAGACAUACAAAAAGAAGUUGGAAGAGCUGAGUGACCUCAAGCGGCAGGUUAGGAUCCUUGAGGAGAAGAACUCAGAUUAUAUGCAACACAAUAUGGAACUAGAAGAGGAGGUUAAGAAGAGUGGAACAUGGAGACCUCAACUGGAUCUCUACAAAAAGCAAGUUGCUGAAUUGCAUCAGAAGCUGGCUGAUGAAGCCAAAAAGACAGAUCGUCAGAUAUUUGAGAACAAGAAACUUGCUGAAAAAAUGGAAGCCAUUACCCAGGAGAAAGAUCGACUUACAAUGGAACGAGAUCAACUCAAAGAAAGUUUGGAAGAGUUGAAGUGUCACAUCUCUACACUGACCUCGCCAGACACAACAUCUCGUCCUCCAUCGGAUCUUUCAGAUGUUGACUUGCUGGAAGUUAUUCCACAUGACAUUAGGCAAAAGCUUAUAAGACUUCAGCAUGAGAACAGCAUGCUGAAACAGCGUGCAGCAGAAGGAGACAGCUCAGAACAAUUGCCAGUGCUGCAGACUUUGGUUUCUGAUCUUCAGGAGCGACAAAAUUCAUUAACACAGGAGAACAGACAACUGAAUCAUCGCAUUAUGGAGCUAGAGAGUGAGGUGGAAGAGGCAAAGGCAUCAUCAGUUAUGGCUCCUAUGGCCAUGGCUGCAGCAUCACCAUCAAGGUCUUCAGGAGGAAAGAAUGGUGAUUUAGAUAGAAAGAUGGCAGAACAAAGUGAGAGGAUUGCAUCACUGGAAGAAAGUCUUGCAAAGAAGGAGAGUGAGAUGGCAGCCAUGGAAGAGAGGUACAAAAAAUAUCUUGGGAAGGCCAAGUCUGUCAUCAAGACACUUGACCCCAAGCACAACCCAGCUCUUGUUCCUGAUGUCUCAAACCUCAGGUCGACCAUCCACGAAAAGGAGCGCAUUAUUGAGAAUUUGGAGCGUGAAAAUGAGAAGACCAAAAUGAUACGUGAUAUGGAAGAAAAGCUGAUUACCACUGCCUUCUACAAUUUUGGCAUGCAAAUGCAUAGGCAGAUGAUAAAUCAGCGGCUCACCACAAUGGACCAGGGUCAGUCCUUCCUCUCACGCCAGCGCCAGGCAUCUUCCCGUCGUGUCCCCAUGGGUAGCAAUGUUGGCAACAGUGAGUUUUAUGACUAUUAGCGACAGCGAUUGUGUGGUUCGCGCCCCAUCCCCAUGCAUGACAUACUCCGUCCAGUAGUCAGUUUGAAGACAUGCGGAUCAGCUGACUCCGUGUGUGUUCGUAGUACAGAAUAGAUAGUAUUAUACAAUCAAAUCUUUCAAAUUAGGAUAUCAAUGUGAUAAAUAAAAUUUCUGUAUUUUCAGCAAAGUAUUGAAUUUUACAGCAAAGGAAUUAAUGAAUGGUAAACAAGCAUGUUUAAAAUGACAUAAUUAAAUAUAUUGUUUCUUUACUUUUUCCAAAAUUGAUUCUCAAUGUAAUACUGAGACAGCAAAAUGAGUUGGAGUAAAAUAUGAAAAGGAUGGGCAUUGAUUGAACCCCUUUUAAUUUCUGAAUCGUACUUUGGUUCUAUAAAGUUGUAGUUAGCCUUUAAAUAUGUUACUUUAGUUACAAAACGAGUUUAGUUAGCACCUCACCAUGGAGAAUUUCUGCACAGGGUGUUGGCACACAAAUUAAUGACAGAGAGCAAUAAUAUAUCUAACCUGCACAAAAUUUGUAGACUGAUUCUGUGCCUGUGCUCCAAAAUGUUACCUUUGGGGGGAGUCUAGAAAAGACACUGACCAAAGAAUGAUGGGACGAUUCUUUCAUAGCAACAGUGUAUAUCAAUUUUCAUUCUGAUGAUGUGUGUUAAGUGAUUAUUAGUGUAUUAUUAUUAUUUUUUUUUUGUAUGAAGUAAUUAAAAAAAAAAAUACGAUUCAUGUGCUUUAAUCAAGCAGCAUUGUUGCACAAACUUAUUUCACAUUUUUAAAUUUUACAAGCUUGAAUUACACCAUGUAAAUUUGUUCUAUGUUGUGUAUGUUGCAUAAUAUUGAAGAGUAUAUGAAAAUGGUACUUAUAAAUGACAUGUACUCAUAUAAAUGUGAUAUCUGAAAGUAAAUGUUGAGUUAAUAAUUUGGAGAUAUACUUACAUGAGCAUACCAAGUGUCCAAAAUGUAUUUUGUAAGUAACUGAUGUAGAGGUGUGGGAAUCUUUUUUUUUUUUUUUUUUAAGUGUAAACAGUGUCCCUGUUAUAAACUUCUCCAUAUGUUUAACAAUUUUAUUUUAAGUCUUUUGUUCUAUAUACUUGGAUAGAUACUAAAUUUUCAGUUACUUGGGAAGAUGGCAAACCAUAUAUAUGGCAUCAGGAUAUGAAGUGCUGUCAUUUAAAUGCAGGUUAUUCAUGCCUUCCUACUUUAGGUUUUAAGGUUAAGCUAUUGGUUAGGUUUUAUAAUGUAGAAAAGUCUAAAUAAAUAAACAUUAGUUAUCUA
Penaeus chinensis is the source of this 3475-nucleotide messenger RNA. RefSeq names its product protein Hook homolog 3-like. Gene Ontology annotation, biological process: cytoplasmic microtubule organization; cytoskeleton-dependent intracellular transport. Gene Ontology annotation, molecular function: microtubule binding; dynein light intermediate chain binding. Bases 89 to 2191 code for a protein of 700 amino acids. The transcript is spliced from 18 exons. Gene Ontology annotation, cellular component: cytoplasm; centrosome. The record is from RefSeq and is a predicted model, not a curated record. Lineage: Eukaryota; Metazoa; Arthropoda; Malacostraca; Decapoda; Penaeidae.